UUCUGGACACAUGACAUGAUCAGAGGAGCAUUGGCCACUCCCCUUAUUAAUGUGUGGUCUCUCAUUAAUGUUAUUCUCAUUUAUGACAACCCACACAAACAGAAGAGGAGGAAGAAGAAGAUGAUGAUGAUGAUGAAGGAGAUGUGUAAGAGAGAGAAAAAGAAAUAAAUAGGGGAGGGGCAUUCUUGGUAUUUCACAUCCCUCCCAAGGCUCUUCUUCACAGUUCACAAACUAGUUGACCCUUAAAAUUUCAAGCCGUAGCUUCCUUCCCUCUUCCUUAAUCCUCUCUUUCUUUCUUUCUCUUCUCUUCUCAGUAUAAAUUAAUAAAAUCAUCAAGAAACAGACAGACAGACAGACAGAAUAGAUAGAUUGGAAUUGAUCGAAGAUGGUGGAAUUGGAUUACUUCCAUUUGUUCUGGGGGGUUUUGAUCUCCUACGUUGGGGUGGUUCUUGUCCUAAAAGUGGUGGUUCAUCUGUGGUGGACUCCGAGGAGGAUCGAAAACCAUUUCAUGAAGCAAGGGAUUCGAGGGCCAAAGUAUGAGUUUUUCUUGGGGAAUUUGAAGGAGUUGGCUACCCUUAACUUGACAGCCUCAGCUCAAUCCAUGGCCCCCUCCCACAAUAUUCUCCCCAGAGUCCUCUCCUUCUACCACCAUUGGAAAAAAAUCUAUGGGUCGAUGUUUCUUGUCUGGUUCGGGCCAACGGCGAGGCUGACAGUGUCCGAUCCGGCGCUGAUACGGGAAAUCUUCCUCGUCAAGCAGGAUAUGUUCGAGAAGAAUGAGUCCCCUUUAUUGGUCAGGAAGAUCGAAGGCGACGGCCUCCUCAGCCUCAAGGGCGAGAAAUGGGCGCACCAUAGGAAGGUCAUUCAGCCCACCUUCCACACUGAGAAUCUCAAGCUGAUGAUUCCGAUGAUGGCGAAGAGCGUGGAGGAGGCGGUGGCGGAGUGGAGCGAGGAAAUGGCGGCGGCGGGGAAGGUCGAGAUCGAGGUGUCGGAAUGGUUCCAGAAUCUUGUCGGAGAUGUGAUUACACGUGUCACUUUUGGCAGCAGCAGUUACGCCGAGGGGAAGGCCAUUUUCGACCUGCAGUCGGAGCAGAUGGCGCACGCCACCGAGGCUUACCAGAAGGUCUUCAUACCCGGAUACAGGUUUUUGCCGACGAGGAAGAACAGGAUUUCUUGGAGACUGGAAAAGGAAAUCCGGAAGUCGCUUCUGAAGCUGAUCGAUGGGCGGCGGCGGAGAAAUUCGGGGUGUCAGGUGUCAGACGAAUGUCCGAAGGAUCUGCUGGAGGUGAUGAUACGGGCGGCGGCGGGGGACGAGGCGGCGGCGGCGACGGCGAUCACGGCGAAGGACGUGGUGGAGGAGUGCAAGACGAUAUUCUUCGCGGGGAAGCACACGACGGCGAAUCUGCUGACGUGGACGACGGUGUUGCUGGCCAUGCAUCCCCAGUGGCAGGAACAGGCACGUGAGGAGGUGCUGAGGGUGUGCGGAGCACGUGACACCCCAACUAAAGAUGAUCUCGCUAAGCUCAAAACGCUGGGAAUGACUCUGAACGAAACACUGCGGCUGUACCCACCAGCAGUGGCAAUAAUCCGACGGGCCAAAAUGGAUAUGCAGUUGGGUGGGCUCCACAUUCUACGCGGCACCGAGCUGCUAAUUCCAAUCCUGGCCGUCCAUCACGACCCGGCUCUAUGGUGCAACGACGUACACGAUUUCAACCCGGCCCGGUUCGCCAAGGGCGUGCCCUUAGCCGCCAAGCACCCGAUGGCUUUCAUGCCAUUCGGCUUGGGGGCGCGCCGCUGCAUAGGACAGAAUCUAGCCGUCCUCCAAGCCAGAUUAGCCUUAGCCAUCAUUCUCCAGCGCUUCUCCUUCGAGCUCGCGCCGGCUUACCAGCACGCGCCGUCCGUACUCAUGCUCCUCCACCCGCAGCACGGCGCGCCGGUUGUCUUCAGGAAAUUAUAGUUGGGGAUGCGGAAUUACAAAUAUGCCCCUGCAUAUAUAUUUUUUAAAUCGUUUUGAAAAAGAAAAAAAAAAAGAAAAAAGGAAAAAAAGAAAAAAGGUAAUCUUGAGCUUGUUCUUGUCCUCUGUCUAACAUCUUUUACAGGUAUUUCCUCUUAGGACUUGUAGAACUCUAACUUAGAUCAUGGGAUGAAUGUUUCAUAGGAUUUUGGUUUUUUGUCCUAACAGCCCCCCUGCCCUACCCACCCCUUAUUUUAUUUUUAUUUUUCACUUUCUUAGUCUUAUUUGAUUCAAAUGUUUGAAGGGCA
Messenger RNA from Andrographis paniculata, 2259 nucleotides. Its product is annotated as cytochrome P450 734A1. The transcript has 5 exons. Gene Ontology annotation, molecular function: monooxygenase activity; iron ion binding; oxidoreductase activity, acting on paired donors, with incorporation or reduction of molecular oxygen. The record is from RefSeq and is a predicted model, not a curated record. Gene Ontology annotation, biological process: brassinosteroid metabolic process; brassinosteroid homeostasis. Bases 386 to 1954 code for a protein of 522 amino acids. Lineage: Eukaryota; Viridiplantae; Streptophyta; Magnoliopsida; Lamiales; Acanthaceae.